Molecule: messenger RNA, 3046 nt
Organism: Myzus persicae (green peach aphid)
Lineage: Eukaryota; Metazoa; Arthropoda; Insecta; Hemiptera; Aphididae
Product: octopamine receptor-like
Exons: 10
Coding region: 542-1672 (376 amino acids)
Biological process (GO): adenylate cyclase-activating adrenergic receptor signaling pathway
Cellular component (GO): membrane
Molecular function (GO): G protein-coupled receptor activity
Source: RefSeq, a predicted model, not a curated record
ACACGUUGGCCGCGCUUAGAGACUCCACCGCCGUCGCUGUCGAUUACAGUCCGCCGAUGCGAACGGAACUCUGACGACAACCUCGGAAAUGAUGAAUCGGAUCGUUUCGCGAGAUCCAAACAGCAGUGUUAUUAAUAUAUUAAUUUCGUGAUUGCCGGUUUUCGUUGUUAAUAUUUAAUUAGAAAUUUUUUCGUUAUUAUUAUUUUUUUUUCCGACGGAUUUUGGUGUCCGAGGUGAAGCGCCAAACGGAUACUGUUACUGCUGCCGGUUCUGAGGUGUCCAUAAUAUAUGGGAGAAAGAAAUGACAUAUUAUUAUUGUUGGUGACACGAUCUCGGAGAUGACGAAUCUUGGAUUUAACGACACAUUGCGUGACAGAAACACUUCCGCGUGGCAACAACUGAUAAGAAAAUCCGCCUUGACACUACCGUUGCCAUAGGAUUUGUGCUCAGCCAUGGAUCUUUAUUUAACUAAACAAAAACAAACACGUGCAUUUGGACAACACACUGAAUACUGAACACAUAGUGGAUUUAAAGGUUCGAGAUGAACUCGUCCUCGGCUGGUAAUGACACUGCCAAAGGUUCCGCCAACUCUACUUCAACUGGUCCACACGAUUUGUUCAGAGACAGACACCUCACCGACUACUUGUUGAUAGUGCUGUUCUGCCUUGUCAUAUUGACGACAGUGGUAGGCAACACUUUAAUUAUUUUCGCCGUGUUUACGACCAGGCGACUUCGGACGGUAACGAAUUACUUCGUGACGUCAUUGGCCGUAGCCGAUUGGCUGGUGGGAACGUUCGUCAUGCCAAUAGCCGUCGUCUAUCACGUCAGAGGCGAAUGGACCUUUGGACGUUUGAUUUGUGACAUUUGGGUUUCGCUGGACGUGUGCCUUUGUACGGCGUCGAUACUCAGCCUUUGCGCCAUAUCAAUCGACAGAUAUUUCGCCAUCACCAAACCUCUGCGGUACUCAAAAAAACGGAGGUCAAAAAGACUGGCGUCGCUCAUGAUACUGGUCGUAUGGUUGGUGUCGUUGGUCAUAACAUGCGCUCCGCUUUUUGGAUGGUACGACGAAAGACGACACAAUAACAACAGCUGUACCUAUAACCAAAACAAGGUGUACGUAGUGUUCUCGGCAAUGGGCUCAUUCUUCUUACCACUGGUAGUCGUGGUCUACGUGUAUUUAAAAAUAUCCUGCGUAAUCGCGGAGAGGCACAACAAACUCGAAGCCCUCAAUGGACAAAAGUUGAAGAUAUCCCGUUACAGUCACGAAUCGAUGGAAAGACCGUCGGUGGAAAUGGAUGAAAUCGUGCGUGUCAGUUUACGCAGAGGUGACGAUUGCCGGGUUUCGCUGAAGCGCGAGAACAAGACGGCGCAGACGCUGUCGAUCGUCGUCGGCGGAUUUAUCGCCUGUUGGCUGCUGUUCUUCAUCGUGUACCUGAUCACGCCAUUUUUGCCGGCGGCCGCCAUACCGGAGGACAUGAUGAAGUGGCUCACGUGGCUGGGUUGGAUUAAUUCGGCCAUCAACCCCUUCAUAUACGCGUUCGUCAGCCAGGACUUCAGGAUGGCAUUUUGGCGGUUGACGUGCAGCUACUGUACCGGACACAAGCCCGACCAGAACACUCCACACAACCGGUUCGUGAUCAGAUACAGCCAUUAUUCGAGGAACCAAGUCUAAACAAAUACUUCGAUCGUCACCGAUACAACACAUACAGCGAUAUUCUGACGACUUAAACGUCUUAAAAGAUAUGAUAUGUAUCAUACACUUUAGAUUACUGUAAAAUCUCGUUAAAACAAAAUGUUUUUUUCGUCGAGACGUGGAAACGGAAUGUGGUUUUUAAUGUUUUAUGAUUUGCCCAUAAUAUUUGUUAUAUUUUAUACAUAAUAUUUACUAUAAUAGCAAAACGAAAUUUUCUUUUUAAAUUCCCACAGUUCCACAUGUCUUGUCUUACUCACCCAUUGCAUUCAUUUUUACUAUUGUGUUUUCUUUAGUUAAUUUUUAAACUAUUAACUUAUCAGAUCUCACAAUAAUAUUCGUCAUUGAACGAUAUAAUAAAUCAUAUUUAUAAAAUAUUUUACUAGUACCAUAAAAAAAAACGAUUAUAGAUUUUUGGAAAAAUUAUUUUUAUAUUUUUUACCAAAUAAUAACUACCUACUUACAUAGUAUUUUGUACUAUUAAACAUUGUUCAAAAUCGUUUGCCAUAACUUUUUACAUAUUAGAGACGUUUUAAUUACCAGGCAACUAUAGGUACUAUUUAUUUAUUUACAAAAAUAUGUGUAACUGCAGUUUAAGUACCUAAAUAGGUUGGUAAAUCUUCCUGAGGAUUUUUUUUCUGUCCCGUGAAGUUCCGUUUUAACGAUGUCUUACUGUUUAUAUAAUACAUAUUAUAAUAUAUAGUAACAACUAAUAAUACACUAUAAUUAGGUAGACAGCUAGUCAUAUUCAUAUUUAUGUAUACAUAUAUAUAUAUGUGUGUUUUAUGUGUGUAUUUGUACGAUAUAGUGGUCGCAGGGUUUGAUCGCUGAUAUAACUAUUAUAUAGUACUAUAAGAUAGCACACUUGGUACCACUCUGGGCGCUGAAUUCAGUUUUUAAUGGAUUUCCGUGCCACAUCCGCUCCAGCCGAGUCAAUUCGUUGACCGACAUAUUAUUACUAUUAUUAUUAUUAAAAUUAUUACUGUCACCAUUCAUGUUAUUAUUAUUAUUAUUAUUAUUAUUAUUAUUAUUAUUAUUAUCGUUAUUAUUGUUACGUCUGUCUUAUUUUAUUGUGGUAUAAAAAUUCGGCGGACGCAAUAUUGUAUUUAUACGGUACCCGUACCAGAAGAGUCAGAAAACUACAACUGGGCCACAGUGUCGAGUUCAUACGCCGCUGAAUAACUUACUAAAAACAAAAACUAUGCCAAAACCUGAGCUAUAAUUUGCAGUGUAUAACGAAUCGCUAUGUUAGAGCACUGAAACCAAUUUUUUUUUAAAACUAUUCUGUGCGUGUUCGUAAUUUAAUGAAAUUUAUUUUUAAAAAAAUACACUAAACGUAUGUAAAUAUUUUUACUA